AUGAAGGGACCAGACUUGUUGGUGCUACUGCCAGGCGUAAUUUGUAAGUUCCGCGAAAGACGUAUCGGGUUUGGAGGCGACAUCGAGAAAAUGUUUCAUCAAAUACGAAUCAAACCUAAAGAUACUCAUGCUCAACGAUUCCUGUUCCGCUUCGACGAGAGACUGGCGCCAGAUGUCUAUAUUAUGGAUGUAGCGACAUUUGGUGCUAGUUGCUCGCCAUGCUCUGCACAGCAAGUGAUGCACCGCAACGCAGAUGAAGGUAGCAAAGAAUUUCCUGAAGCAUCGGCAGCAAUCAAGGAGAAAACCUACAUGGACGAUUAUUUUGACAGCGCCGAUACACCAGAAGAAGCAUCAGAACGUGCGCUGCAGGUGAAGUUGAUUCAUUCACGAGGUGGGUUCAACAUGCGGAAUUGGGUCAGCAACAGCGCCGAGGUCUUGCAACCUCUAGGAGAAUCGUCCGAGCAAAGGCUGCUUUCUAUCGACUGCAGCAAAGAAGAAAAACGGCAGAGGGUUCUUGGAAUAGCCUGGGAUCCUGAAAAAGAUAUUUUUGUGUUUUCUACAAGUUGGCACAGUGAUCUAGUUCCGUAUGUACUUCGGGAUCAGAAACCAACGAAGCGAAUAGCUCUACGUAUCAUCAUGAGCCUCUUUGACCCGUUAGGAAUACUUGCACCAUUUUUAAUCCAUGGCCGAAUGUUGAUCCAAGAUUUCUGGCGGCUCAACUUGGGCUGGGACACCAAAGUAGGCGAUAAGGAGUAUGAGAAGUGGCCACAAUGGCUCAACUUGCUUCCGGCUAUCAGUAGUCUGGAGAUCCCACGGUACUAUUUCAGAAAGACUUGUCCUGACAGUUACGAAACGUUGCAGAUGCACAUCUUUACUGAUGCUAGCGAGCUGGGAUAUGGUUGCGCUACCUAUUUCCGUGUUGUAACAAGCCGAGGAACGAUAGUAGCGCUAGUUAUGACUCGAAGUAAAGUGGCCCCACUCAAGUAUCAAUCCAUUCCGUGGAUGGAGUUACAAGCAGCGCUUUUGGGAACAAGGAUGAUGCAAACCCACCGCAACUACAAACAGUUUGUGGUGUACCGAGUAGGAGAAAUACUGUCCUCGACCGAUCCGGCGAAUUGGCGACAUGUACCUUCCAAAGAUAAUCUAGCGGAUUGCUUGACAAAGUGGGGUAAGGACACUGUACCCGAUUCGAACGGAAGAUGGUUCAAUGGUAGGAAUUCCUUUCUCUAUCAGGACAUGCAAAACUGGCCAAAACAGAAACCGGUAGCGGAGCCCAUCGAGGAGCUGAGAGCUCAUCGCCUAUUGCAUCACAUCACGGUACCCGAAUGUUUGAUGGAUUUCGGACGAUUCUCAAAGUGGAGCGUUUUACUUCGGACUGUGGCACUGGUACAUCGGUUUGUGUCCAACUGCCGUCAGAAAAUGGCGGGACUCACUAUCGAGACUAUCAGGGCCACCAAAAACCAAUACAAGCUCUCAUCGCGGACAAUCCCUGUCGUGAUCGUUCCUCUGCGCCAGCACGAAUACCUAAAGGCUGAACAGCACCUGUGGCGAGUGGCACAGAAUGACUCUUACGAAGUACGAAUCCUCCUAAACAACCGAGAUGAGCCGCAACCAAUCGAAUGGACUAACCUGGAAAAAUCUAGCCCACUGUACAAGUUGUCUCCCUUUGCGGACCAGUUUGGUGUCAUAAGAGUGGAAGGACGGACGGCCAACGCGAGCUACGUAACAUUCGACGCUCGAUUUCCAGUAAUACUACCGAGAAGUCACCAGAUUACCACACUAAUGUUGAACGACUAUCACUGUCGCUACGGUCACGCCAACCGUGAGACGGUAGUCAACGAGGUCCGACAGCGAUUUUACAUCUUCAACGUGCGAGCGGCUGUAGGCAAAGUAAUGAGAGAAUGUCAACGUUGUAAGAUUGCAAAGUGCAAACCACAGUACCCGCGAAUGGCUCUCCCUCUCCCCAAAGAACGAUUAACUCCAUUUAUCCGGCCGUUCUGUUACGUGGGCGUGGACUACCUAGGCCCGCUUGAAGUGACAGUUGGACGUCGAAAGGAAAAACAUUACGUGGUUGUCUUCACAUGCCUAGUUACGCGAGCUGUCCAUCUCGAGGUGGCUCAUUGUUUAUUCACAGACUCCUGCAUCAUGGCCGUGAGAAGAUUUGUUCGCAAACGAGGUUCACCGGCGGAAAUAUGCUCGGACAACGGUACCAAUUUCGUCGGAGCCAGCAACGAGUUGAUCAAGCAGAUCAAGGACAUCAACAGCGAGUGCGCUGACACUUUUACUGAUGCUCGUACUAAAUGGACAUUCAACCCGCCGUCUGCACCACACAUGGGUGGCGUGUGGGAACGCAUGAUGAGGAGUGUCAAAGAAGCGAUGAGGGCGCUUGAUGACGGGCGUAAACUGAAUGAUGAAAUACUACUCACGGUGCUGGCUGAGACGGAGGGAUUUAUCAACUCUCGACCACUAACCUAUAUGCCACAAGAGUCCGCGGAUAGCGAAGCCAUCACACCGAAUCACUUUACCCUUGGAAACUCUUCCGGUGCUCAUGAUAAAUUCAGGACUCCAGUUGACUUGGCCCGCUCGAAAUGGUUCACGGAGAGUAAGCCGGUGCGGGUCGGUGGCCUGGUUUACGUAGCCGAAGGGGAUCGUCGCACAUGGGUACGUGGUAAAGUACAACAGGUAAUUGCCGGAAAUGAUGGCAGAGUACGGCAAGCGAUCGUGAGGACAGCUGGCGGUAGAGAGUUAAAGCGACCGGUCGUCAAGCUAGCGGUUAUGGAGGUAACUGCUGCUGAAUCCUACGAGGAGUUCGAUGGCCCGCGUCAGGACCCACGGGGCGGGGGAUGUUCCGGCAUCACUGCGACACGGACUGAUCUGAUGGGCGACCCCUUGUUCAACGGAGUGGAGAAACGUCAGUAA
Messenger RNA from Topomyia yanbarensis, 2919 nucleotides. RefSeq lists its product as uncharacterized. The coding region runs from base 1 to 2919 and encodes 972 amino acids. The transcript has 3 exons. The record is from RefSeq and is a predicted model, not a curated record. Lineage: Eukaryota; Metazoa; Arthropoda; Insecta; Diptera; Culicidae. Gene Ontology annotation, biological process: DNA integration. Gene Ontology annotation, molecular function: nucleic acid binding.